GACUUUAAUUUUUGGAAGUGAAUAAAACUAGUUUUGGAAGACAAGAUGACUACAGCUGCAGAAAGAAAGUAUAUUAAUAUUAGAAAAAGAUUGGAUCAGUUGGGAUACCGCCAGACUCUGACAGUGGAGUGUUUACCUUUGGUAGAAAAACUCUUCAGUGACCUAGUUCAUACAACAGAAAGUCUUCGGAAAUCAAAAUUAUCUGCUGGGAAAGCUGAAAAAGAAAGUGCCAAUUUUGAUUUUGUUUUGGAACCUUAUAAACUUGAAAAUGCAAAAUUGAGCAAGGAAAAUAAUGAAUUAUACCUGGAAUUAAUGAAACUGAGAGAACAAUCAGCCCAACACCUUAAAGAGUUGAAAACUACAUUGAAGAAGUGUACACGUGAAACAGCUGAUCUGAAAUUUCUAAAUAACCAAUAUGUUCAUAAACUCAAACUGUUGGAGAAAGAGAGCAAGGCUAAGAAUGAAAAAAUUCAGCAACUUCAAGAAAAGAAUUUGCAUGCUGUCGUACAAACUCCAGGAGGCAAGAAAAGAAGUAUUGCUUUCAGGCGCCAGCGUAUGCAAAUUGAUGAACCGGUCCCUCCCUCUGAAGUCAGUUCCUAUCCAGUUCCUCAGCCAGAUGACCCUUACAUUGCAGACCUCCUGCAAGUGGCUGAUAACAGAAUUCAAGAACUUCAAGAGGAAGUCCAUCAGUUACAAGAAAAAUUAGCAGUGAUGGAAAGUGGACUGCGAGAUUAUAACAAUCAGAUUGAACUAAGAGAAAGAGAGAUAGAACGACUGUCCAUUGCGUUGGACGGUGGCCGCUCCUCGGAUAUCCUCUCUCUGGAGACUAAAAAUAAAACCAACGAAAAGAUUAUUGCUCAUUUAAAUAUUCAGGUUGACUUUCUUCAACAAGCUAAUAAAGACCUGGAGAAGCAUAUACAAGAGCUUAUGGAAACCAAGGAAACAGUGACUACUGAAGUUGUUAAUUUAAGUAACAAAAAUGAAAAACUCUGCCAAGAAUUAACUGAAAUAGAUCAGUUAGCACAGCAGUUGGAAAGACAUAAAGAAGAAGUGCUUGAGACUGCGGAUAAAGAACUUGGGGAAGCAAAGAAAGAGAUUAAAAGAAAUCUUUCUGAAAUGCGGAAUCUUGAAGAAACAAUGGCAAAACUUCAACUGGAAUUAAACUUAUGCCAUAAAGAAAAAGAGAGGCUGAGUGAUGAACUCCUUAUAAGAUCAGACCUGGAAACUGUUGUUCAUCAGCUUGAACAAGAAAAGCAAAGACUUAGCAAAAAAAUGGAAAGUUUUGCAGUUACAGAAAGAGAACUUACUUUGGAAGUUGAGAGGAUGAGGCUAGAGCAUGGAAUAAAACGUCGAGACAAGUCACCUUCUCGUUUAGAUACAUUUCUGAAAGGUAUAGAAGAAGAACGAGAUUUUUAUAAGAAAGAACUAGAGAGACUCCAGCAUAUAAUACAGAGAAGAUCUUGCUCUGCAAAUUAUUCUGUACAUGAAAAAAGUCCAACAUCUAAAAUGCUAGAAAAGGGUGACUACAAUUCAGAAAUUCAUCUAAUCACAAGAGAAAGAGAUGAACUUCAGCAUAUGCUGACAAGAUUUGAAAAACAUAUGGAGGAUAUACAGGCCAAUGUUAAAUUAUUGACAGCAGAAAGAGAUAAACUAAGUGUUUUAUAUAAUGAAGCUCAGGAAGAAUUAUCUUCACUAAGACGAGAAUCCACCCAAAGCACAGUCUCCCAUAAUAUUGUUAGUCUCAUGGAGAAAGAAAAAGAAGUUGCAAUAUCUGAUUUAAGAAGGGUUAUGGCAGAAAAGGAAGCUUUAAGAGACAAGUUGAAAACUUUCCAGGAAAUGAGUCUUUUUGGAAAAUCAGGAUUAGAGAAAACUAUUGAACAUUUAACAUAUGUUAAUCACCAGCUUGAAAAUGAAAACUGUGAAUUAAAGUCUAAAAUAGUAAUAAUGAAAGAAUCAAUGGAGUCAUUAGAGAACAAAGCAAAACUCCAAGCUCAAAAACUUAGCCAUGUGGUUGGUGACACAUCUCUUCAGAAAACAGAGAUGAACUCACUUAGGAUAGUAAAUGAGCAGCUACAGCGGUCACUUGAUGAUUAUCAACACCGACUUUCCAUAAAAAGAGGUGAACUUGAAUCAGCCCAAGCACAAAUUAAAAUACUGGAGGAAAAUAUAAGUAGAUUACACCUUAAGAUGACUUCACAGGAUCAAGAGGCUCAUGUAAUGAAAAAGACCAUUGGUGUUAUUGAUAAAGAAAAAGACUUUCUUCAGGAGACUGUAGAUGAUAAGACAGAACAGAUUGCAAACUUGCAAGAAAAUCUUGCUAAUAAAGAAAAAGCUAUUGCUCAGAUGAAGAUAACGUUCUCAGAGUUUGAAUCUUCUCUGAACCAGCUAAAGGAAACACUGACUAAUCGGGACCGCGAAAUAAGCAGCCUCCGGCGCCAGCUUGAUGCAACUAACAAAGAACUGGAUGAAGUAGGAAGAUCUAAAGAAAUAUCUUUUAAGGAAAAUAGAAGAUUACAAGAUGAUCUGGCUACAAUGGCAAGAGAAAACCAGGAGGUCUCACUGGAAUUGGAAGCAGCAGUGCAAGAGAAAGAAGAAAUGAAGAGUAGAGUUCACAAUUACAUAACAGAGGUGUCACGAUGGGAGAGUUUAAUGGCUGCUAAGGAAAAAGAAAAUCAAGAUUUGUUAGAUAGAUUUCAAAUGCUUCAUAACCGUGCUGAAGACUGGGAGGUCAAAGCCCAUCAAGCUGAGGGAGAAAGCAGCUCAGUUCGACUGGAACUUCUUUCUAUUGACACAGAGAGGAGACACCUUCGUGAAAGAGUGGAUCUAUUAGAAAAAGAAAUACAGGAGCACAUAAAUGCACAUCAUGCUUAUGAAUCUCAGAUCUCAUCAAUGGCAAAAGCCAUAUCUAGAUUAGAAGAAGAGCUGAGACAUCAAGAAGAUGAGAAAGCGGCAGUAUUCAAUGAUUUGUCAUCUCUUAGAGAACUCUGUAUUAAGCUUGAUUCAGGCAAAGAUAUUAUGACUCAACAAUUGAAUGCUAAAAACCUUGAAUUUGAAAGGGUUGUGAUGGAAUUAGAAAAUAUAAAAUCAGAAUCAGAGCUGUUGAAAAACCAACUGUCAAGUGAGAGACAUACGAUUAAAAACCUCGAAUCAUUGUUGGCUACGAAUAGAGAUAAAGAAUUUCAUUCUCAUAUGACCUCGCACGAGAAAGAUACAGAAAUUCAGCUACUUAAAGAGAAGUUAACCCUUUCAGAAAGCAAAUUAACUAGUCAAAGCCGAGAGAACACCAUGCUUCGGACUAAAGUGGCACAAUUACAAACAGAUCAUGAUGCCCUGAAAAGACAGAUUUCCACCGAAAGAUAUGAACGAGAACGAGCAAUCCAAGAGAUGCGUCGACAUGGUCUUCCCACACCACCCCUUAGUUCUACUCUGAAGUCUCCUUUACAGUCUCCUGAACAGAUAAACUGAUGAUUUCAGAAAGAACGUUGACUUUCAAUGAGUUGGCUGUAUGGACUUGUUAAAGGACAGCACAGUAAUACUAUAUUUGAAGUACUUGUUCCUGAAAAUCAUGAACAUUGACGCAAAUUCUAC
Molossus molossus (Pallas's mastiff bat) is the source of this 3588-nucleotide messenger RNA. It is a transcript of the gene CEP135, whose product is annotated as centrosomal protein 135. The transcript is spliced from 25 exons. The record is from RefSeq and is a predicted model, not a curated record. The coding region runs from base 46 to 3465 and encodes 1139 amino acids. Lineage: Eukaryota; Metazoa; Chordata; Mammalia; Chiroptera; Molossidae.